Messenger RNA from Daldinia vernicosa, 1046 nucleotides. RefSeq names its product S-adenosyl-L-methionine-dependent methyltransferase. Gene Ontology annotation, biological process: peptidyl-lysine monomethylation; peptidyl-lysine dimethylation. The record is from RefSeq and is a predicted model, not a curated record. Gene Ontology annotation, molecular function: protein-lysine N-methyltransferase activity. Gene Ontology annotation, cellular component: cytoplasm. The transcript has 2 exons. The coding region runs from base 150 to 944 and encodes 264 amino acids. Lineage: Eukaryota; Fungi; Ascomycota; Sordariomycetes; Xylariales; Hypoxylaceae.
CGAUUCCAUUCUCAUCGUGAAGUGUGUGAUUUAGGUCCAAUCCAGAAUAGCGUCGUAACCAUAGCUUUAUAAUUCAAUAUGUCUCUCUUGCGUAGCUACCAGAACUAAUUGGCCUCUAAACCUCCAGUCACUCUACAAGCACCGCUACAAUGUCUAAGCCAACACACCUCGAGCCGUCCGAGCUCGGCACCAAGGAAUACUGGGACAACCUCUACACAACCGAAAUCUCCAACCACGCGCACAACCCCGCCGACACCGGCACCGUCUGGUUCGACGACUCGGACGCCGAAGCCAAAGUCAUCGACUUCCUCUCCGACCCCGAUCCCGAGCUCGAGCUACACCUCUCCCCAGAAUCCACCUCCUUCCUCGACCUCGGCACCGGCAACGGGUCUCUCCUCUUCGGCCUGCGCGACGCCGCGUGGCAAGGGCGCAUGCUAGGCGUAGACUACUCGCGGCAGAGCGUCGAGUUCGCGCGGCGCAUCGCCGAGUCGCGGUCGCAACAAGGCCCGGACGCUGCUGGGAGCGAAGAGCCGGUCGAGUUCCGCGAGCACGACAUCCUUCGAACGCCGGCUUCUGCGCUCUUGGCUGACGCGCAGCAACCGCGAGGCUGGGACGUCGUACUAGAUAAGGGAACCUUCGAUGCGAUAUCCCUAUCGUCCGAGACGGACCCUGCGAGCGGACGACGUAUCAGCGAAUCGUAUAGGGCGCGGGUUGCGCCUCUUAUACGCGAUGGGGGCUUGUUCCUCGUUACGAGCUGCAACUGGACCGAAGAGGAACUGAAGAGCUGGUUCGAGGGCGUUAGAAAGGAUGGGGAGGACGACGGCGACGCGAGAGGAUGGCGGUUUGACCUAGUCGGCAGGGUCGAGUACCCCAGCUUUAGUUUUGGGGGCGUAAAGGGGCAGACCAUUAGUACUUUAUGCUUCAAGAAAGUCAGGGAUACUUGAAAUUAACACGGGCGGUACAAAUAUAGACGUAGGAGUGCAUUAACCUAGGAAAGAUACCCCGGUAGAGUACAAUUAGAAGGAUGGAACAGCAUCACUGCGAAC